ACGACAAAUCCCGCCCCUUGUUCUGUGCUUGCUGGAACAUUUUGUUUUGUCCAAGCCUAACUAAUUCCCACACUUGCUUCACCAUUUUGUGAUAUUAACUGUUGUAUAUUGUUGACACGCUGAAGUCAAAAUACCUGCGGAACGCUACAGGACGCGUGGCAGGGCGUCCAAUUGGAUGAGUUUGGAGUUAAAGUAAUGAAAUGUGAAGCCGCCCAUCACCUAUGCUCGUUUUAUACCCAAAUUAAAUCAUGGACGGGAAAAAGAGAAAGGUAAGCGGCGACGACGGCGGCCUAGGGCAACUUUGUAGGCGUAAUGUCGCCGGAAAGCCCAAAAGAGAGGCGGCCAAAGUCCUCCGAGCUCUCAUGGUGGAGGACAAUAACAACUGCCCGGAGCCCAUGGAGGAAGAGGACGACGACUGCUUCUCCAUUGGCUUUCUCCGGACAGGUAGGGUAGAGCCUGCCGUGCUGGUCCCCCUGUCGGUGCCGCCCAGAUACACCUUGAUCCGGGAGGUGGGUCGGGGUAGUUACGGCGUGGUGUACGAGGCCAUUGCCCGGAAAAACGGAGCCAGGUUAGCCGUGAAAAGGCUCCUGUGUGACGCCCCGGAGAACGUCGAGCUAGCUCUGGCCGAAUUUUGGGCCCUGACCAGUCUGGAGAACCGACACCAGAAUGUGGUCCAACUGGAGGAGUGCGUUCUCCAAAGGAACGGAAUGGCCCAGAAGAUGAGUCAUGGCAACAAGAGGUCCAAACAAUACCUGAGGCUGGUGGAAACAUCACUAAAAGGAGAACGCAUCAUAGGUCAGUCAUCGGAACCCUGUUACCUCUGGUUUGUCAUGGAGUUUUGUGAAGGUGGCGACCUCAACCAAUACAUCUUGUCCCGACGACCCGACCCCCAAACCAACAGAAGUUUUAUGCGGCAGUUGACAAGCGCUGUGGCAUUUCUGCACAGGAACAACAUUGUCCACCGGGAUCUGAAGCCAGACAACAUUCUCAUUUCACAGAAAUCUGGUGUACCAGUUCUCAAAGUUGCCGACUUUGGUUUAAGUAAAGUUUGUGCAUCCAUGAGUUCUAAGAACGCUGAGGACUUACCCACUGCAGGUGUUGGGAGCAACCAGAACAACAUUGUCAACCUUAACAAGUUAUGGUUGUCUUCUGCUUGCGGGUCCGACUUCUACAUGGCCCCCGAGGUGUGGGAGGGCCACUACACGGCUAAGGCGGAUAUCUUCGCCUUAGGCAUCAUCAUCUGGGCGAUGAUCGAGCGGAUCACUUUCAUUGACGCGGAGUCCAAGCGAGAACUGCUGGGCACCUACGUACGUCAAGGCUCAGAGAUUGUUCCUGUUGGCGAGGCUCUGCUGGAGAACCCCAAAAUGAUCCUCCAUAUUCCUCAGAAGGCCAGAAGCUCCAUGUCCGAAGGUGUGAAGAAACUCCUCCAGGAAAUGCUUGCUUUCAACCCUCAGGAGCGACCUGAUGCCUGUCAGCUGGAAGUGCAGAUGGUCCGGGUCACAUGCGCCGCAUGAGACCCCCAACAUCUGAACGCUCUCUUUUAAACCCCUCAAAAAUCAUCAAAGAAGGGACCUUGUUAUUUUCCAGGUUUUGUUUACCGCAUGGAUGCGAACUCUUGACCGAGAAAGGGAACCCGACAAUGCAAAACUGUGAAGAACACAACACCUUCAUUUGGUACUGAUGCGGUCAGAUGCCUCGGUUGGGACCAGUAUGCGAACAACUCUCUUCUAGCACCUCCCACUAUGAAGCAUCUUCACUAUGUACAGUGGGGAACAAGUAUUUGAUACACUGGCAAUGGGAAAACCCAUUGCCAGUGUAUCAAAUACUUGUUCACCCCACUGUAGCUGUUGUUUUCUUCCUCACAGGCUUCUUUUUGUCAUCGUGAUCAAUCUAGCAUUUGUAGUACUUUGCUUCUUUGCAAUGAACAGGUUUCCCAAUGGUGUGCCUUAAACAGGGUGAUUUAUUACUGCAUUUAGUCACACUCCCAAGUUCUCUUCACCUGACCUCAUGUAAAUAGAGUAGACGGCAAGUGAAGUGAGGGGAAGGAACAAGUAGAUGAACAUAAACUAUAGAGGCGAUUUAAACAAUGUAGAGAGCUCCACCGAUCCAACACUCUCCACUGUGCAUCAGACCAAAGCAUGAUGUAGCAUUUCAUUUUGAGUGACUCUGCAGUAUAGUGGUGGACUUCAUUAUAAACCCUUUGUGGUGUGGAGCUACCUCAUUGUCAACACCCUUUAUUUGUCAGUUUGUAAAAUCCUCAGGUUCUUGACAAGUUAAUACUAAACAAACAUCUGGCUUUAUAGCAGUCUGUACUUAGACAUACUUGAGCGCUCACUAACAAUUUUCUUGGCCUCAACAUGGUCAUUUUAUUGUAAUAUAGUUCCUGUAAGGUGUUGUUAUUGUACAGUUUACUUGCAAUGUUAAGACAAUCUGAAAAAUGGGAAUGUAUUGUCUGUUUCUUCCGUGACCGUUAACAUUUACUGCCACUGACAAUGUGGGUCUUUUCAUAGACACGUUAGCUGCCAUUGACGGCGAUAGACGUCCAAUCCAUUUACAGUUUGAGGGUAGCAGAAAAUGAACGUUCAUAUGCUGCCACCCUCCCACUUCAAAUGGAUUAGACAUCUACUAGUGAUAAACACGUUUAAUUUCACAGUAGAAAGAUGAAAAGAGCCACAUGAUUGGACAUCUAUCAUCGUUUAGAUCUAGAUUUUACCUCAACUAACAACUAAACAUCUCCACUGGUUCCACUUGAAAACAAAAAACAACCUUCACACUAUGCAAAAUGUUUCACUGCCUCACUGGGAACAAUUUACAGACGCUGUGUGUAAUAGGCUGUAUGUCAUGUACUAUACAAACUUUUUUCAUAGUGCAUUUUUCCUAAUGUGUACUGAAAUCUGUUUAUUUUAUGUACAGUGUGUGUUUUUGUUACUGAAGUUGAUGAGAGCCUGUUAGAAGCUAGUGCAUUUUAUUUUCCUGUAAAUAUUUUUGGCUGUUU
Messenger RNA from Corythoichthys intestinalis (scribbled pipefish), 2995 nucleotides. Its product is annotated as serine/threonine-protein kinase 35-like. The transcript has 3 exons. Gene Ontology annotation, cellular component: nucleus; cytoplasm. Gene Ontology annotation, biological process: protein phosphorylation. NCBI's taxonomy places the organism in Eukaryota, Metazoa, Chordata, Actinopteri, Syngnathiformes, Syngnathidae. Bases 249 to 1514 code for a protein of 421 amino acids. The record is from RefSeq and is a predicted model, not a curated record. Gene Ontology annotation, molecular function: protein kinase activity; ATP binding.